AUGGCCCAGAGCAUGGUUUAUGCUGACCUGAGGUUUGCCAAAGUGAUGGGGGGACGGAGCAUGGCCAACCAGGCACUGGAGGCAGCCCUUGGCAUGGAUGAGGCAGAGAGCCCCCAUGAGAACACGCAGCCGGUGGUGGCAGGGCAGGAUGGGGAUGGGGCCCAGCCCGGCACAGGCCACUGGUCCUGGCGGUGGUGCAUCCCAGUGGGGCUGCUGGCAACCUGCCUGCUGCUGGUGGCCACUGUGGCCCUGGGGGCUUGCUACUGGCAGGUCACCCGCAGCCUGCAGGAAACCUCCCGCGACCACGAGGCCGAGCAGGGCCGCCUGUCACAGGAGCUGAGCGCUCGGGAGCAGAGCCUGGAGCAGGCACAGCUGGAGCUGGCAUGGGCCAGAGCGGAGCUGCAGCGAGCGUGGCGCGAGGGCAACAUCAGCCAGCGGGAGCUGGAGAGCCGGAACACUGAGCUGGGGUACGUCAAGGGGGUCCUGGUGAAGACACAGAAGGAGAUGCAGGAGGUGCAGGGGAAGCUCAACAACAGCGAGAACACCGUGGCUCUGCUGCGCUCCUGCACAGCUAUAGACUGCUGCCCUUCUGGCUGGCUGCUGUACAGGGGCAAGUGCCUCUUCAUAUCCUCGGAGAAGAAGACAUGGGAGGACAGCAGAGAUGAGUGUGAGAAAACAUAUUCUCAGCUCCUGAUCACCAAAUCCUGGACUCGCUGGACUGUGCCGACCUUCCUGAAGAAUGCUGAUAUCCCAUAUUGGAUAGGACUGCAGAAGAGCAGUUUCCCCUGGUAUGACUAUGGCUGGCUGGAGGAAGAGGACCCAGAGGGCAAGGGGCCCUCUGAUGCCUGGUUCUGGGUAGAUGGCUCCCUUUAUGAAAGGCCAUGGCAGUCAAAGUCAAAUGGGUCCUGUGCCAUAAUAAGCCGUGGAAACAUCAAACCUGCCCAGUGCACCGGCCCGAAGGACCUGCACCUCUGGAUCUGUGAGAAGGAGGCGGGGCCAAGCUCCCCUUUCAUGGCAUGA
Molecule: messenger RNA, 1020 nt
Organism: Myiozetetes cayanensis
Lineage: Eukaryota; Metazoa; Chordata; Aves; Passeriformes; Tyrannidae
Product: B-cell differentiation antigen CD72-like
Exons: 7
Coding region: 1-1020 (339 amino acids)
Cellular component (GO): plasma membrane
Molecular function (GO): transmembrane signaling receptor activity
Source: RefSeq, a predicted model, not a curated record